Dichomitus squalens LYAD-421 SS1 is the source of this 294-nucleotide messenger RNA. RefSeq lists its product as uncharacterized. Gene Ontology annotation, molecular function: actin binding. Bases 1 to 294 code for a protein of 97 amino acids. Lineage: Eukaryota; Fungi; Basidiomycota; Agaricomycetes; Polyporales; Polyporaceae. The transcript has a single exon. The record is from RefSeq and is a predicted model, not a curated record.
AUGCCGUCCAAGCUCGCCUUCCUGCAGGCCCUCAUCAUCGAGCUCGGGCUGUACACCUCGAUGCCGUCCCUCCCGAACUCGCUGCGCGCCGCGAAGGCGGUCCUCAAGUCGCAGGUGUUCCUCAACGUCCGCGACUACCUCGCCGUCCGCCAGCAGGGCGUCGAUGCCCUCCGUGGCGUCAUGCACCCCAGCCGCUCCGCGCUCAUGCGCGAAAUACGCGGCGGGAAGAAGGCCCCGCGCAAGACCGUCAAGGACCGCGGCCUGGACGUGCUCCUCGUCACCUGCUACCGGUGA